AACAAAAACAAAACAGUUUCCAAUAAUGUCUUUUGCAAAAUUUUAAUGAUAUUAGUAAAUAAAACGUAGGAUCGAAUUACUUAUAAAAAUAUGUGUUUUACCAUUUAGUGAUUGUGUACAGAACAUUUUUUUAUGUUUUAGGGUUCCGUUAUUAAGAUAAUAUUUAGCCAUAAGUCCCGAAACUUGGCAUUGACACGUAUUUAUUGCAAGCCAGAUAAUGUCAAGCUCACUCUUUUAGGUUUUCCAUUUAUACAACUCGAACCCUAAAUGGAGUUGGAGUUGGAAGACGCUUUGUUACGCGAUGAGGAUCAGCUAUCCGAACAGACUUCUAAGAAUGCCAGCCCAGUUCUCAAGAGAAAAAAUGAUAAAUCACGAGAAAAGGGUGAGAUGAUGGGAAAGGAGGAGCGCGACUUCGACGAGUCCAUUGUGUCGUUGAUGCGCAACUACAACAGCAAGCUCAGCGGUGAAGACGAUACAUCGCAGCCCACGUCACGAGCUGCACCUAUUGUCACCUCCGAACCUACCCGCAAGAAAAAGAAGCGAAAGAGAUCCCAGAUAUCGAUAUGCCUCACAAACUGUCGGUACGAGUCCAUCCGAAGGGUCUCCAGCGCCUUCGGCAUGCGAGAAGUGUCCGAAGAAGACGCCUGGAACUUCUACUGGACCGACAUGAGCGUCUCCGUUGAGAGGGCGAAGGAGAUGAAGCGGUUCCAACGUAUCAACCACUUCCCGGGCAUGCUGGAGAUUUGUCGGAAAGAUCUUCUAGCGCGGAAUUUAAACAGAAUGCAAAAGAUAUAUCCGAAGGAGUACAAUUUCUUUCCGAAAACGUGGUGCCUUCCAGCAGAUUUCGGUGAAGCCCUAACUUACAGCAAGUCGCGCAAAAAUAAAACGUUUAUAAUAAAACCUGAGUGCGGCAGCCAGGGUCGUGGAAUUUAUUUGACUAAAUCACUGAAAGACAUUAAACCUACGGACAAACUUAUAUGUCAGGUUUACCUCGCCAAGCCGUACUUAGUCGACGGGUAUAAGUUCGACAUCCGCGUCUACACACUUAUAACUUCGUGCGAUCCUUUAAGGAUAUUUGUUUACAAUGAAGGUCUCGUUAGAUUCGCUACGUCUCGCUACGCGGACCCGAACGUCAACAACACAACCAACGUGUUUAUGCACCUCACCAACUACGCCCUCAACAAGCACAGCCGCACCUACGUGUACGACUCCGAGGCGGGCAGCAAGCGCAAGAUAUCGACUCUCAACAAGAUCCUGCUCUCGCAAGGCGUGGACCUGGACGCACUAUGGCAUUCCAUCGACCAAGUGAUCGUGAAGACCGUCAUCUCCGCCUGGCCCAUCCUCAAGCACAGCUAUCACGCGUGCUUCCCCUCACACGACAUGGUGCACGCUUGCUUCGAAAUUCUCGGCUUCGACAUCCUGUUGGAUCAUAAGCUCCACCCGUAUAUUUUAGAAGUGAACCACUCGCCGAGUUUCCACACAGACACGCAACUCGACCGCGAGGUGAAGGAGGGCCUUCUGACGGACACGUUCACCAUGCUCAACAUCUGGCAGUGCGACAAGCGGCGCGUACUUGAGGAGGACCGCCGCCGCAUCCGCGACCGGUUGCUGCAGACCAACAAGUUUUCGGAAGUCGUUUCCGGCGAAGAAAAAGAGCCAGAGAAAACACCGUGGCAGACGCAGAUACAGUGGGAGGAAACGCAUUUAGGAAACUUUAGACGCGUAUACCCCGUGGGCGAGCAGUACGCGUGCCUGUUCCAGCAGCCGUCCGGCUCGCUGUACACCGGCACGGCGUCCUCCCGCGCCCGCGGCGACUGCACGCGCCUGCAGCGCGAGGAGUUCCAGCAAACAAAAGCGAAAGCAGAAGCUCUCCUCAAAACGAAACCGCUACCAAAGCCAGUCAAGGACCCGGAGAAGAAAGCCCCGGACGAAGCCAGCGUGGCUUCCACUAGCGAGAAAACGGUCAAGUCCAAAAAGGUGGAAGGGGUUCCGAAGAAGAUGGAGACUAGGAAGCUGUCUGGGAAGCCGUCGCCUUCGAUUCUCCCCAUUGUGGAGGAGAAAGAAGUGAAGCCCGCGUACGUGCUGUGCUCGUUCGAACCCGACCCCAUCGUAGAGAAGGAGGAGCGCGAACGCGUCAACCAGCUGGCGCAGAGGGACUUCCUUAUACGGAGCUACGGCAUGCUCGAGCAGAUUUACCUCGUGAUGAAGAAAAUGGGCACGCUGAGGCCCGAAGAUGAGCGCAAAUACGGCGUUUAUGGUCGUCUGUCUAUCGUGUCCAACUCGCCUAAGAAAGUGUAAAUGCAUAUCGGUGGAACAAAGAAAAAAUUACAAAAAAUAGUAGAUGUAAGGACUUACGCCCGAACUUGGAACCAGUUUACAUUUUGUACACAGCCCGCCAUUCUCGACACUGGCAAACAGAAACACGAGCCGGGCGGCUGCGGGGACCAUUCUGAUGAA
Cydia pomonella (codling moth) is the source of this 2457-nucleotide messenger RNA. RefSeq names its product tubulin polyglutamylase ttll6-like. Gene Ontology annotation, molecular function: tubulin binding; tubulin-glutamic acid ligase activity. Lineage: Eukaryota; Metazoa; Arthropoda; Insecta; Lepidoptera; Tortricidae. Gene Ontology annotation, biological process: protein polyglutamylation; microtubule cytoskeleton organization. Gene Ontology annotation, cellular component: cilium. The coding region runs from base 268 to 2298 and encodes 676 amino acids. The record is from RefSeq and is a predicted model, not a curated record. The transcript is spliced from 17 exons.